AUGUUUGCAAUCGCAGUCGUAUUCUUCAUGUUCAUUUCGGUUGGUUCAGCUGAGCAUGAAUCUAAACAUGAUAAUAUGUGUAAAAUCAUACGUGAUACGCUCUGUGUCAAAGACACUCUUGUUACUAUCGCAGCCGUGACUCGCAGCAUUAAUAGAACAGCGAAUGAAAUCGAACGUAACAUCCUCUUCAAAUACCUGGAGACUGAAACACUCCAUCGGUACAUCAACUACGAAAUGGGCGUUAUUCAAUCGCACCUGCCAACACCGCAAUAUCAUGUUAAAUUCUUUCAAUUGAAUAAUAUCGAUAAACAUUUUCUGGGCGACCUGUUACUGGAAGCACAUAAUGCCUUGAGCUACUAUUUCAAAUCAAUCAAUGCGAUUUUGGAUUUAAAAGAUGUCCUAUCAUUAGCGAGCGAUUCAUGGUUUGGACAGAUCGCAGAUAAUCUUCGUUAUGAAAUGAUCUGUCGUUAUCGAAAUAUAUUGAGUGUAUAUUCGCAUUUCGCCAUCGAUGGUUCACGACGUUCGUGCAAUGAUAGUCGUUCGAUUGCUAAGAGAUUGGAUGAGCAAGGUGCACCAUGUCCUGAUAAAUAUGGAAAGUAA
Molecule: messenger RNA, 600 nt
Organism: Adineta ricciae
Lineage: Eukaryota; Metazoa; Rotifera; Eurotatoria; Adinetida; Adinetidae
Source: the annotation of a GenBank genome assembly